AAGUGGCCAACAACAGUGCUAAACUGUUUAGUUUCUCAACAACGUCAGCUUAGUAUGAACAGCAAACAUUAGCUGGCUCGGUACGUCAGUGAUGGAUCACACCGCCUUACUGCCAUCACUCCCACCACAUCCAUGUUAGAGCUUAUCACAAAUACUAAAAUAUGACCAUCUGAGCGCUGUAACGAUGCUGUAGUUGUGAGGAGCAGACGUGAUUUAACACUGCUAAAGCUUGUUAGGAUGUUAGGAAAGAGGUGAGUUCACUGUAGGACAGUAUAGUUACGCCACUUAUCACUCACUCGUGGUCACAGGAGAACAGAUCGCAGGUCACUCCACUCAAACAGGGAAUGUACAACUCCCGUUUCAGACGUUGGCAAAGUAUAUUUGACGACCCUUUUUUACUCAUUCCAACCCCCUUUUUUACUCGUUCCAACGCCCCCCCCCUACACAGCAGAGUAGUGUAGCUUCCCUUGCAGCAGAAAACGCCACCAGGCCUGUCGCUAAGAACGUGGAAGUGUAUGAAUGGCAUAUUGUUUUGAAAAUUUAUCGGAUAUUUCUUAGAGUUCUAUCAAGGAAAGUUAUAUCGUGAUAAUUAUCGUCAUCGUUUUAUCGCCCAGCCCUAUUCUCACGCAUUACUGCGCUGGGUAAGUGAAAACAGAACAGACAUUCCUCGGGUGACUGAUAACGUCAAUGCAGGACGUGAUCAGACUGAUCAAGCAAGAACAGUCUGUCCACAGCCAUUAUGGAUAUUAUAGUAGGGCUGCUGUGCAUAAACCCCUCAUAACCCCUCACAAUCCCUCAGGAAGAGAAGAGAUGUGGAAAAAAGUGAUGUGGUCAGAUGAGUCAUCCUUCACCAUAUUCUCCGCAAGUGGUGUGUCAGUGUUUCUCAGUGCUGGAGGACGGAGCGCUGGCUCAUAGCCUUCAGGAGCAGGAGAUCGAGCAGUUCUACAGCUCCAACGUUCAGAAGAACCAGGCGGUGCAGAGUGAUGUGCGUCUCGCUCGGAGGCUGCAAGACGAGGAAGAGCGGAGAGCCCGUCUCGGCCACCAGCUACGGCAAAUGGAGGAGCAGGACUGUGAGUACGCAAAGAUGAUUCAGGAGGAGCUCCAGAGGCACGACGAAGAAGCUCAAAGGAGGGAGGAAGAGGAUGAGGAGAUGGCCAAGCGAAUGCAGGAGGAGGAAGAGUUGGAGAUGCGGCGGCAGAGGGCACAGGCCGGUUACCAUGGAGACAGCAGAGCCUCUCCACUCAGUGAAGGGUUAGAGCUGUGGGAGCAGUUGGUGCGUGAUGCUGAACUGGCCCGUAUUCUGCAGGAGGAGGAAGACAGGCAGCCUCACCAGAAGGUGGGCUUUAGCCGUGGAUCAGAUGUGGAUUUCCGUACUGCUCAAGUGGCCCAAGAUGAGGAGAUCGCCCGCUACAUGCAACGACAAGAGAGAAAGAACAGCAGACGGUCACAUGACUUAGAGACCCAGGAGAGGUCUUUUGAUCUGAGAGGUGCAGACAACACUACAAGCAGAAAAGUGGAGCCUCUGCAGAUGCCAAGAGAAAGGCUGAACUCUGAGGGUCUUCACUCACCUGUGGAAGAGGACCACACACUCGAGCAGCAUCCACUAAGCCCAGCCUGCACUACUCUACGAACACAGCCUGUCCAUAACAUUGCAGAGGAGCUGGACCCAACAUUCACAGCCAGAAAGAGAGACAGCCAGAUGUCCAGGAGUCCGUCAUCAGAUAUAUGCCUGGCUCCCCGCACCCCUCACAGUAUUUUCUACGAUUACCUGCCAGAGCCCAACUUCGUCCCACCCACCAGACGCCACAGUGACAAACCAGGGCGACCCAAAGCCAAAGAGAAACGUGAGAACUGCAAGCAACAGUAACUUGAAUAUUCUCUCGAGUAUUUUCGCUGAAUCAGUGUUUUCUGAAGUUCCUCAUUGCCUUUUCACUUCCCAAGCCUGAGUGUGAGCUCACAGUGCCAUAGAAAUGAAAGCAGGGUGCUGAGUGAUAUUCGCUUUUCAAUUUAGACGAAUAAGCAGUUUAAUUUAGGGUGAAACAAUAUUAAACUGGUAACUAAUGACGUUCUCAUUAGAUUCAUGCACCGAGACUGGCCGACAAAUCAAACUGGUGUCUGUGUUGGCCUGAGGGAAAGACAGCAUUGCUUCUAGCGUAUACAGCGUGUGCAUUUGUAUUCUCAUGUCCAGUAAGUCGUAUUGGCAGCUUAUAUGGUUAGUCCCUGAGUCUGAAUACGCUCGUGCAAUGAACCUCUAUAAUCUUUUUAAAUGAUCACUCACAAAACACUACUUACUUACAGAUUUCAAAGAGUUAUAAAAUUAAAUUUGAAUAAAAAAAUAUUGAAAAAAUCCACUUUAGAUGGAUGAGUAGAUGUUCUGUAUAGUGUUUUUUUUCUUCAGCCUUCAAAUAAAAAGUGUGACACUG
Messenger RNA from Colossoma macropomum (tambaqui), 2423 nucleotides. RefSeq names its product coiled-coil domain-containing protein 50. The coding region runs from base 836 to 1867 and encodes 343 amino acids. Lineage: Eukaryota; Metazoa; Chordata; Actinopteri; Characiformes; Serrasalmidae. The transcript has 11 exons. The record is from RefSeq and is a predicted model, not a curated record.